This is a messenger RNA of Drosophila pseudoobscura, 910 nucleotides long. Its product is annotated as seminal metalloprotease 1-like. Gene Ontology annotation, biological process: proteolysis. The record is from RefSeq and is a predicted model, not a curated record. Lineage: Eukaryota; Metazoa; Arthropoda; Insecta; Diptera; Drosophilidae. The transcript is spliced from 2 exons. Gene Ontology annotation, molecular function: metalloendopeptidase activity; zinc ion binding. The coding region runs from base 26 to 871 and encodes 281 amino acids.
CUACAGUUUGAGUUUCGGCCCCGAGAUGAACACGUUCGCCCUGGCGCUGACUUUGCUGCUGGCCAAAAUCUCUUGGAGCUUCUACCUAGGGAACUGGCGAGCAGAUCCCGAACUCCUGCCGAGUCGUUUCCAGGGCGACAUCUUGAGGAGACCCGGAAAAACGAACUGGUGGAGAAAUGUGAUAACAAACGAAAGCUAUCACUGGCCAAACCGCACUGUCCUGUACUUUAUCGAAGAGGGAACAUUUGACAAACCCCACCUGCAGUAUGUGGAGCGGGCAAUGCGCAUCAUAGAGAACGGAUCCUGCGUGAAAUUCAAGAAAGCCUCCAGGGAUGACAAAUAUUUUGUCAAUAUAACAUCGCACGAUACCGGCUGCUAUUGCGAGAUAAUCGGCUGGAGAAACGAUCGCAUAAAGGUGAAUCUGCAGCUGGAUUCUUUGGACUCGGGCUGCUUUCGCAUGGGCUCCCUCAAGCACGAGCUCCUGCAUGUGCUGGGCUUCGAGCACCAGCACGUGGCCCAGGACCGCGACGAAUACGUGCAGAUCAUGUGGGAAAACAUACAUCCGGACCAUGAAAUCAACUUCUGGAACAACGAGACCGAGAUCGGCUGGAACAACUACGGCGAGACCUACGACUACGGCAGCGUGAUGCACUACAUGGAAAAUGCCUUUGCCAAGGACGCAUCGAAGCCGACGAUUGUGGCCCUCAAGAAGGGGGCCUCCAAAAUGGGUCAGCGCCGGGGAAUGAGCAAAACAGAUCUUCGCAAACUGAACAAAAUGUACCAGUGUCCGGGCUACGAAACCACGGAGCCUACUGAAGAACCUGACGCGGAAAAUAUAACUUCAAGUGCUCAAUAUACCUCUGAAGACUAAUCGCCCCUACAGUCCAUUUUAUUCAGCAGUUUGUUAUUA